AUGGACCCCAACACUAACAAUCCUCUUCAACUGGGUUCAGCGGAAUAUCCCCAACUUCAGGGCCCUGGUGGCUCUCCAGAUCUGAACGCACCCCACCCCCCGCUGUCCCCCUUGAAUGAAAGCUUCAUCGACAACGCUGGACCACGCGAUGAUGGGCAAGGCGAAGAUGAACGCCUUCCAGGUCCGCCUGAUGCAUCAUCCGCACCAUCUCCCACGGAAUUCGACCCAGACGAGCCACUCGAAACCCUCUCUGUCUUCACUCUGAUCAUGCACCCGGACACCUUUGACAUUCUCAACCACGACCAUGUUCCCCAAGAAAUAUGGCAAGAUGUCAUGAAGUUCGUCACCCAGCUCUACGCGAGAGACGCGCACCUCUUACCUCCGCGCCGCAGAAUCAGAAUUCCGGACUUCAGUGACCUCACCCAAAUCGGACACGUCUUGCAGACUCUGGAGCCUGAUGAUCGAACGGCCCUCCAACAUUUCUUCUCCGACAUCCAGAGUACAAUCAGAGCACGAGCGCUUGUCAUCUCUGAUCCUCAUGAUUUGGCCAACACGGACUUGCGUCCUGAUUUUGCUGAGACCGAGCGGAUGAGAUUGGCCCUCUCGCGGAUCCGUCCUGAGCAUUUACAAGACUACACUAACUUUCUCGACAACUUGAUGCAGGAGUAUGCUGAGCUGAAUUCUCACCAGGUCGAAUCCUUGCCCGGCAGAUUAAUGCUCGACCACUUCUUGGAUGUGCACAGCGUGAUCAGUACGUCCUUCACGGCCCCCAACAUCACCGAUCACAACAACAUCCCAGAAUGCACGAUCUGUUUGGAGGGCUAUAGCCCAGAUCACUUGAUCACCCGUCUCCCAUGCCAUCGUGAUCACUACUUCCACCUCUCUUGUCUUGAAUCUUGGUUGCCAGACAAUUUCAAUUGUCCCCUGUGUAGAACCCCGAUCACCAUCCACAUAAGGUUCUACUACCACGCCCCACUUCCUGCACCCCUCCCAGUGGCCGGCCAAGAUGAUAGUGAUGCCGACUAG
Messenger RNA from Puccinia graminis f. sp. tritici CRL 75-36-700-3, 1026 nucleotides. RefSeq lists its product as uncharacterized. The transcript is spliced from 2 exons. Bases 1 to 1026 code for a protein of 341 amino acids. Gene Ontology annotation, molecular function: ubiquitin protein ligase activity. The record is from RefSeq and is a predicted model, not a curated record. NCBI's taxonomy places the organism in Eukaryota, Fungi, Basidiomycota, Pucciniomycetes, Pucciniales, Pucciniaceae. Gene Ontology annotation, cellular component: cytoplasm. Gene Ontology annotation, biological process: ubiquitin-dependent protein catabolic process.